UGAAAUAGUCAAACGCAGAAUAUAGUUACUAGUAUUUGUCAAUGAUUGUAAGUUUUAGCUCCUUUGACAAGCGGAAGUGAUGUGCACGUUGUAGUCUUUGCUAUUUGGUGGCCUCUAUCUAUUUCCGUUCUUUCUCGAGAAGUUGUGUACUAGGGAAGUGUUCAUUAUGUCGGCCCACCUGAUGUGGAUGAUCAUCCGGAACAACAAUGCAUAUCUUUUGAAGAAGAGCAAUAUUAAGAAACCUUUUAGUACAGAAUCAAAUAAUCUUAACAACCUCAGCUCUUUCCGAUACAGUGGACUGAUCCACAAGAAGAGCGUUGGUAUAGUGGCUGCACCAGAUAACAAGGGAUUCAGUGUAGUAUACAAGAAAAGCAGGGCCUUGCAUAAACCUGCAAAGUCUGUGGUGAGAAGAACAAUGAAAGCUGGUCCUCGGCGUUCUUUGUAUAAGCUGAAGAGGUUGCUGAAAGCUAAUAAAUAUAGAACAGACCUGACCAAGGCAGCGCUACGCAGAGCCAGUGCAGUUUUGAAGUCGCAGAAGCCACUAGCAGUUAAGAAAGCACAUGCAAAGAAAUCUGAUUAAGACUUGUAUUCUGGUAUGGCAUAAUAAAGGCUCUUUACUUGCAUGAUU
Molecule: messenger RNA, 628 nt
Organism: Zootermopsis nevadensis
Lineage: Eukaryota; Metazoa; Arthropoda; Insecta; Blattodea; Termopsidae
Gene: RpL28
Product: ribosomal protein L28
Biological process (GO): translation
Cellular component (GO): ribosome
Molecular function (GO): structural constituent of ribosome
Source: RefSeq, a predicted model, not a curated record